Messenger RNA from Neopsephotus bourkii (Bourke's parrot), 1148 nucleotides. It is a transcript of the gene SUMF1, whose product is annotated as sulfatase modifying factor 1. The transcript is spliced from 9 exons. Gene Ontology annotation, cellular component: endoplasmic reticulum. Bases 4 to 1062 code for a protein of 352 amino acids. The record is from RefSeq and is a predicted model, not a curated record. Lineage: Eukaryota; Metazoa; Chordata; Aves; Psittaciformes; Psittacidae.
AACAUGGCUGCGCCCGCUGUAGCCGGCGCUUGGUUAUCCCGCUGUCGCUUUUUGCUGCUGCUGGGGCUGGCGGUGGCCGCUGGGGAGGCAGAGCCCGGUGGGGACUGCGGGUGCAGCGCCAGCCGGAGCCGCGGUGACGCGCGGGAGGCGGCGGCGCGGCGGUACUCGGCGGUAGUGAGUGGCGGACGGAGCGCUGGGCGCGGACCGAUGGUUGCUAUUCCAGGAGGAGUGUUUACAAUGGGCACUGAUGAGCCUGCAAUACAGCAAGAUGGAGAGUGGCCUGCUAGAAGAGUUCACAUUAACAGUUUCUACAUGGAUCAGUAUGAGGUCAGCAAUGAGGAAUUUGAGAGAUUUGUGAAUUCUACUGGGUACGUUACUGAGGCAGAGAAAUUCGGCGAUUCCUUUGUGUUUGAGGGAAUGCUGAGUGAAGAAGUGAAGGCUGAUAUCCACCAAGCAGUUGCAGCUGCUCCUUGGUGGUUGCCUGUGAAGGGAGCCAACUGGAAGCACCCAGAAGGUCCUGACUCUAGUAUCUCCAACAGAAUGGAUCAUCCAGUUCUUCAUGUUUCCUGGAAUGAUGCUGUGUCAUUCUGCACAUGGGCAGGGAAGCGGUUACCAACUGAGGCUGAAUGGGAAUACAGCUGUCGAGGGGGCCUGGAAAAUAGGCUUUUCCCAUGGGGCAACAAGCUUCAGCCAAAAGGUCAACAUUAUGCCAAUAUCUGGCAGGGAACCUUCCCGACUAAUAACACUGCAGAAGAUGGAUACAAAGGAACUGCGCCUGUCACUGCAUUUCCUCCCAAUGGAUAUGGCUUGUACAACAUUGUAGGGAAUGCCUGGGAAUGGACGUCUGACUGGUGGGCUGUUCAUCAUUCAACAGAUGAAGUUCACAACCCUAAAGGGCCCUCAUCAGGGACAGACAGAGUGAAGAAGGGUGGAUCCUAUAUGUGCCAUAAGUCUUACUGCUACAGGUAUCGCUGUGCAGCCCGUAGUCAAAACACUCCUGACAGCUCUGCUUCCAACCUGGGAUUCCGCUGUGCAGCAGACACCUUGCCAGAGCUACAGUGACUAUAGUGUACACUACGGUGUCACACCGAGACAGCAAGGGCUGAAUUUCACCCAUGGAAGAAGAGAGAUGUGGAGUAGCACUUGCU